Molecule: messenger RNA, 2959 nt
Organism: Pocillopora meandrina
Lineage: Eukaryota; Metazoa; Cnidaria; Anthozoa; Scleractinia; Pocilloporidae
Source: the annotation of a GenBank genome assembly
AUGAUAACGUCCAAGAGAAGAACCCUAAAGAAAAUGGGAGCUUUUUGCUUCCUUGCUCUAUUCACAGCUUCCGCAUUGCUAACGACAAGUAACGAAAACAAGCCUGGGGAUUUCGAUCUGUACCUUGAGAGCUCCCCUGGAAAGCAGAUAGAGCUGACGAUGGCAGAAAUAGAGGAAAUCAACAACAGAAAUUACAUGAGUGAAAGUAUUUUAAAAACAGCAGAAGCAACAGAAUCUGAAAGCAAAAGUACAAAAGAAGAUUCACUCGUUAAUAUUGGACAACAAAUAAACCUUUCAACAGGAAUAGUAGAGAAAGAGACCAACAGAAUUGACAACAAUUCAGAAACCACAGAAGCAACAGAAAGACUACUUUCUCCUCAAUUCGUAUAUCUCACACAGACUGAGAAAUGUCUUCGAUCAAAUGUUUCUCACAGCCUGGAAUUGUACAACCGUUCGAAAUGUCGCUGUGAUGUUCUUGUGCUAAGUUAUAGAGAAGAAUGUAACGAACCAAGACCGCGUCACUUCACUUACUUGUUUGACAACAGAACCACUUGGGGUACCGGCCGAAACAAGCUUUUCUUCCACGCGACAAAGAGAAACAUAAAUUACAUCUAUUACAUUUUUCUUGACGACGACAUUUCAUUGAGGUUUAAUCGCCAAGCUACACCUGCCAUGAAAAAACUCAGUCCAAUCCAAGUUUUCCAAAACUGGCUUCUUGAUUACGCGCCUGCUGUCGGAUUAGUCGAUUAUGAGGGCCGCAACGAAGGGAAACUCGUGCACUUAAGGAAAAGAAAUGUUUGUGGAAGGCUUCAGGCCAAAAACAGAACGGUGGCCAAUCCAACAAUCUUUUUCGAUCCUCUCUUUAAUGCUAUCCAUGCUAAAGCAGUCGGCCACAUAUAUCCGCUGGAUACACGAUAUGAAAAGAAAAACUGGUGGCUAACUGACAAGUAUUUAGCUUCAGCUGUGGAGAUGAAAUUUCGAGGACAAGCACUGCUGUACUUUCCACUCACAGUGGAAAAUGGCCUCCAUCGGCCUUAUCCAAAAUCUUUUUUGGGAACAAUUAUAACUUGGAAAAAAUUUAUCAAACGCAUUCAAAAACAAGCACCUGAUCACUACAAAAACCAUCGUUUAUUUAAGAAUUUUAGAAAAAAUCCUACACUUUAUGUGAGGAGAUCGUGGACCUACUGCAUGAGUAUAACUCGUCACCAAGAAAUCAUUCCAUAUGCACACUUGGAAAAACAACAGCCUGCUAAGGGUAGUCGUAUACGUAGGAAAAGGUUCUAUUAGGCGGAAAAAAUAAAAAAUGACCACAUUAUCUAAAUUUAAUAUUAAUUACAGGGUCAGUAUAUUUCAUGACGUUAUAUACAAACCUGCUUGCGUCAUUAGUGAUUUGAAAGAAAUUAAGUUCACAAAGCCAUUGCUUUAUCAAGAAUAUCUUUCCUUAAGGGAUUAUACCAAACGGAAAAACCCAUCUGAACGAUAAAAGGAAACAAUCAUAAGAGCCUGUGAAAAAGACAAUAAAAUAGCAACUACUAAAACCUAAUUGACUGAAGGAUGUUCACUAAGGUCAGAUGAGUUAUGCCGGCUUAAUUUGGGCUUAAUGCUAUUUUCAGAGCAUCGAGCAUGAUGCCGGCGUAAUGACUAGACUUCUUAAAAAUUCCCUUAAUGUUACAGUGCAACAAGAGCCUGAGAAAUGUCAACAGUGAACUUUCUUACUAGCACUUUAAGAAUUUGAUCCAAUAAAAUGUUUUAUUUUGAACUUUAGUAUGCCUAUUUAUUCUUGGCAAGUUUUACCUGCUAGCCUCGAGGGGAAGGUUAGGUUGAGAGGGUUUUAAAAGAUGUUAGUUUGAAUUAUUGCAUUGAUCUCGGUGAUGAAAAAAAUAAGCAUAAUUUUCGGCAUGAAUCCAAGCAUAGUGCUCAAGUUUUCGAGCAUAAUUUAUCUGACACUACUGGUGGUACACGGCCAUGGUCGCUGCCAAUGCUGGAUGUGAAUGUUUUUCAUCAGGCUCGCUUAAGCUGCGUAAUACAUAAAGUGCGCCAGAGUGAAAAAUCAGCAAAUUUUAAUCAUGAUAGCUGCUGCGAUUACUUAGCACAGUGAACACAGUAGUCAGGCUAAAGGCAUGCGCAAAUGGCUUUAUGUUGGCUACCCGCGCACCAAUUUCCCGCGCAAAAUUUUGAAUUGGUAACACAUAAGAAAAAACGCUGUCAUACAAAUUUAUUAGAAUGAGUUGAACUUUUCAUAGAAAUUUGACAUAUAUAAAGGAAACAAAGUUGAGGAAAAGGGAAACUUGAGACUUCAUUACUUAAUUUAAUUACGGGAUUCCUGUUGAUCUGCCAUUUUAUUUUUCACUUUAUUAAAAGAAUUACAUCCUCUUAAAACACCGUGACUUUCCAGCUUUAUCAAACGUUAUUUACCUGAAUACACUAUGCCUGGCCACUUCGUAAGACACCUUCAGAAGUGUGUAAAUUUCCCACGAACUACUGCAAACGAAUCAUGGACAACGUGAUCAAAUAAUGAGCUGUUGUGUUUGUAUUGAAAACGUCCAUUUUGUUUCUUGGACUCGCCACGUGACCAUCUUGUUAACAUUGAGGAUGACGAGGAAAUAUUUGUGGAUUAAGACAUUUAGGAAGGGUUUAAUAUUUAUAGCCAAAAGUUACAUUGUUUUUCGCCGCUAGCUGGUCUAACAGUUCCGAUUGACAAUAUUACGUUUAAAAUUAAUUUUUAAACUACCGAUUCCAUUAAAGUAUUUGAAGUACGUAAAAAUGCGCAAAAGACCGUGUGCAAAGAAUGGCGGGAUUCAGGCGUUUCCCUGACAACCACAGCUGCAAGUAAGCAUUGUUAUUGUUUCCUAUGACAGUCCUUAAUUUGCUGCAUCACCCAUAUCCAAUGUCAUGUGCAGGAACAAGGGAAGCUCAGCUGGAGAGCAUCCACUUAAGUUAUGAAAUUAGACGAACUUGA